This is a messenger RNA of Scomber scombrus (Atlantic mackerel), 1088 nucleotides long. Its product is annotated as V-type proton ATPase subunit d 1-like. Gene Ontology annotation, biological process: vacuolar transport; proton transmembrane transport; vacuolar acidification. The record is from RefSeq and is a predicted model, not a curated record. Bases 21 to 1088 code for a protein of 355 amino acids. The transcript is spliced from 8 exons. Gene Ontology annotation, cellular component: lysosomal membrane; proton-transporting V-type ATPase, V0 domain; early endosome. Gene Ontology annotation, molecular function: proton-transporting ATPase activity, rotational mechanism. NCBI's taxonomy places the organism in Eukaryota, Metazoa, Chordata, Actinopteri, Scombriformes, Scombridae.
UUAACAACCCAUUUACUGUCAUGGCAGUGUCUCCAGAGCUCAGUUUUAAUGUGGAUCAUGGCUAUCUGGAGGGUCUGGUUCGAGGAAUGAAGGCUGGGAUUCUCACUGGCAAUGACUAUCACAAUCUGGCCCAGUGUGACACACUUGAGGACAUGAAGCUGCACCUUCAGAGUACAGACUACGGUAAACUGCUGUCCUCGGCUGAAGAUGACCUGACUGUGUCUCUGGUGGACAGCAAACUGAGGGAGAACCUGGUGACUGAAUUCAGCUGCCUGCGCUCCAAUGCUCUGCCACCACUCUCCACCUUUCUUGAUUAUAUAACCUACAGCUACAUGAUCGACAAUGUGGUGAUGCUGAUCAACGGGGCCCUGAAACAGAGGGAUGUGGCAGAGCUGCUGCCACGGUGUCACCCAAUGGGAGCUUUCGACCAAAUGGCAGCAGUGGGCAUCGCUCGCACCCCGACUGAACUCUACUCAGCCAUCCUGGUGGACACACCCCUAGCUCCAUUUUUCCAGGAUGCUGUAUCUGACUCCAACUUGGAUGAGAUGGAAGCUGAGAUCCUGAGAAACAAACUGCAUAAGGCAUAUUUAGAGUCUUUCCACUCUUUAUGCAAGAACACUGGUGGUGCCACAAAGGAUAUAAUGUGUCCUCUCCUGGAGUUCGAGGCAGACAGAAGAGCCUUCACAAUCACAGUGAACUCCUUCGGGACAGAUCUCAGCGGUGCAGACAGGAGCGAGCUGUAUCCAUCAUGUGGCAAACUUUACCCUGAAGGGCUGCAAUUGCUGGCAAAAGCAGAAGACCCCGAACAUGUCAAAGCUGUGGCCGAGUGUUACCCGGAAUAUAAAAUCAUUUUUGAUGACCCUGAGCCAGGAUCAGAUUUCAAGACUCUGGAGGACAGAUUCUUUGAACAGGAGGUGAAUCUGAACACGCUUGCUUUCCUGCAGCAGUUCCACUUUGGAAUAUUUUACUCAUACAUCAAGCUGAAGGAGCAGGAGGGUCGCAACAUCAUCUGGAUCGCUGAGUGUGUCACACAGAGACAGAAGUCCAAGAUACACAAUUACAUACCCAUCUUCCAGGGAACAAAGUAA